CGCCCAAACCACAAGCACCCAGUAUACAUGUCAGCAAGGCCACACGCCUUUAGUUAGGUGGAACCAUUUGGAUGAUCCCGUCUUUCUAAUGAUAGCUGGGACAUGUCGGCACCUGCCAUGGGGACCAGCAAAACAACGCACGGUGAUUCGAGUAACAAGAAGAAAAAGGGACCCGGAACGCUGGCCACCGCAUAUAUGGUCAUCUACAACGUGGUUAUGACAGCAGGAUGGCUGGUCAUUGCUGUUGGUCUCGUUCGAGCAUACCUUGCCAGAGGUAGUUACCAUGGUCUUUAUUACUCGAUAGAGAAGCCCCUGAAGUUCUUUCAAACUGGUGCACUCCUGGAGAUAUUGCAUUGUGCUGUGGGAAUUGUUCCCUCCUCGGUGGUCUUAACUGGGUUCCAAGUGAUGUCACGGGUGUUCCUUACCUGGGCAAUCACACACAGCGUUAGAGAAGUCCAAAGUGAAGACAGUGUCCUGCUAUUCGUGGUGGCCUGGACUAUCACAGAGAUCAUCCGUUACUCUUUUUACACAUUCAGCCUGCUCAACCAUCUGCCUUACCUCAUCAAAUGGGCAAGGUACACAUUUUUUAUUGUGCUGUACCCCAUGGGCGUGACGGGGGAACUUCUGACGAUCUAUGCUGCACUGCCAUAUGUGCAGAAAACAGGGCUCUACUCCAUCACCUUGCCUAACAAGUACAACUUCUCCUUUGACUACUACAGCUUCCUCAUCCUCAUCAUGAUCUCCUACAUCCCCUUAUUCCCUCAGCUUUACUUCCACAUGAUGCGCCAGAGGAAGAAAGUUCUGGGUCACAUGGAAGAGUACAGCAAAGUGGAAUAACUCGCCCUGCAAAGCUCCACACACAGCAGACUGAUCGCAUGGGGAAGGGAAAAACGUGGAUAACCUUUAAAAGCCACACUUCACAGAUGUUAUAAACGGAAGAAAAAGCUUUCUUGUUGAUUAACAGGGCAGACAUGAAGAUGAUUGCUAAUGAUACUACUUUGUUGAAGAACUGAUGCAGUUGGUAAUUUUAGGGAUCCUGUAACCAC
Xyrauchen texanus (razorback sucker) is the source of this 1046-nucleotide messenger RNA. Its product is annotated as very-long-chain (3R)-3-hydroxyacyl-CoA dehydratase 2-like. The record is from RefSeq and is a predicted model, not a curated record. Gene Ontology annotation, molecular function: 3-hydroxyacyl-CoA dehydratase activity. The transcript has 7 exons. Bases 103 to 837 code for a protein of 244 amino acids. NCBI's taxonomy places the organism in Eukaryota, Metazoa, Chordata, Actinopteri, Cypriniformes, Catostomidae. Gene Ontology annotation, cellular component: endoplasmic reticulum membrane. Gene Ontology annotation, biological process: fatty acid elongation; very long-chain fatty acid biosynthetic process; sphingolipid biosynthetic process.